AUGUUGUCAUCAGGUUGCGUCUUGUCUUCAUCUUCAACUGCAAAUGCUCCAACUGCCUUCUCUCCUCUCAACUGCACAACAAGACAUCCAUACUUCUCUUCACCUUCUCUCCUUCCCUCCCACCGCACCUUCAAUCCCCUAUGCCUCAGAUCCUUCACUCGCCAUUACGGAAUUCGAAUUGCCGACAAAUCCAAAACCAGCAACACAAGAAUCGCAGGGUUUCGCGUGCGUUCAUAUGCUGCUCCUUAUCCUUUCACCACUCCUAAUGUCCAGUGGAUCGCUACUGUUUCUGCUCUGGUUUUAGUACUGGCAAAGGGCACCACUGUACCCAAAUCAUUUCUUGUUCCAUUAUUUGCUUUGCAAGCACCUGCGGCUGUCUUUAACUGGAUCAAAGGUAGAUAUGGUGUGUGGUCAGCAUUCUUGGCACUUAUCGUCCGUCUUUUCUUUCAUAUUCCUGGUGAACUUGAGUUGCCAUUUAUAGCGUUACUCUUGGUGAUUGUAGCUCCUGAUGAGGCUAUAAGAUUAAGGGACACAAAAGAAGGUGCUGCAGUUUCUUUACUGAUUGCAGCGUAUUUGGCUUUCCAGCAUUUCUCAAGAACAAGCUUGGACAAAUCAUUUGACCAAGGUUCAGUUGUUGCCACCUUAGCUGUCAUCGGCAUCACUGUUGCGUCUGUGUUGCUUCUUAUCUGA
Messenger RNA from Lathyrus sativus (Indian pea), 690 nucleotides. The record is from the annotation of a GenBank genome assembly. Lineage: Eukaryota; Viridiplantae; Streptophyta; Magnoliopsida; Fabales; Fabaceae.